GGACUGGCAGUGGGGAAAGCAGGGUGCGUGUGGCGGGAAGGGAGGCUUGCGCGUGGUUGCCCGUCUUCAUAAAGACCGAGAAAGAUUCCGUUCCCAGCCCUCAGCCCCAACACUCCUGGGAACGUGAACGAUAACGGAGUACGCUGCGGCGCCUCCCCGUCCUCCUGUGCCACGACAACUCCGUGGUGCCCCCCUGCUGCCACCUCUUCCGUAGGCUAGGAUCCUGCAGAGUGAGGAUUUAAACCCCAAGGUGAUGGCAAAACAUCUGAAGUUCAUUGCCAGGACUGUGAUGGUACAGGAAGGAAAUGUGGAAGGUGCAUACAGGACCCUAAACAGAAUUCUCACCAUGGAUGGGCUCAUUGAGGACAUUAAGCGACGGCGGUACUAUGAAAAGCCUUGUCGCCGACGACAGAGGGAAAGCUAUGAAACCUGCCGGCGGAUCUACAACAUGGAAAUGGCUCGCAAGAUCAAUUUCUUGAUGCGAAAGAAUCGGGCAGACCCAUGGCAAGGCUGCUGAGGCCUGUGGAUUGUAGGCCCAGUAUGAAAAUCCCUCUCCAGCUGUCUCCUUCCUAUCUCAAACCUCAUUUUUUCUCCCCUUUUUUAUAUAAUAAUAAACUCAAUCACAUAUAUGCAAGAAGGCCUGCAUAUAUAGAAGUAAUCCCAUAGUUACCAAUGGACCCUCUCUUUUAUUAAGUGAAAGAGAAACUGAGUCAAAAAGUAGUCUAGGAAUAGAAUGGUUAUUACCAAGGGCUAGUGGGGAGUGGGGAAUUACUGUUUAAUGGGUACAGAGUUUCAGAUGGGGAUGGUGAAAAAGUUCCAGAGACAGAUGGUGGUGAUACACAACAAUGUGAAUAUACUUAAUGCACUUAAAUGGUUAAAAUGGCAAAUUUUGUGUAUGUUUAGCUAUAGUAUUUAAGUCUAGGAGAGGUGAGAAGCUUUUCUAAAAUAUAGCAGAAUAGAUCUAUGAUUUUUUUACCCGAUUCUUAUGAAAUCCAAAUCAAGACCUUAUUAUUGGAAAAGCACCUGUUACUCUUUACUGAACUGUCCCUCCCCACCAACUGUUAGAUAGAGGAAACAUGUAUGUAUUUGGAAUAAAUUUUGCUACUGAAAUACCCAUCAA
Messenger RNA from Acinonyx jubatus (cheetah), 1120 nucleotides. RefSeq names its product mitochondrial ribosomal protein S21 (gene MRPS21). The transcript has 3 exons. NCBI's taxonomy places the organism in Eukaryota, Metazoa, Chordata, Mammalia, Carnivora, Felidae. The record is from RefSeq and is a predicted model, not a curated record. Bases 254 to 517 code for a protein of 87 amino acids. Gene Ontology annotation, biological process: translation. Gene Ontology annotation, molecular function: structural constituent of ribosome. Gene Ontology annotation, cellular component: ribosome.